This is a messenger RNA of Corylus avellana, 1172 nucleotides long. RefSeq names its product chromophore lyase CRL, chloroplastic. NCBI's taxonomy places the organism in Eukaryota, Viridiplantae, Streptophyta, Magnoliopsida, Fagales, Betulaceae. Gene Ontology annotation, biological process: protein-phycocyanobilin linkage. Gene Ontology annotation, molecular function: lyase activity. The record is from RefSeq and is a predicted model, not a curated record.
ACGCAGACUUUUGUUUCUUUCAAUAGCCGAGGCCCGAGAGUUCCAAAAACUCAUGAGGAUUGCAUGAUUCACUCUCGCUGUCUUAUUCCUUAGGGUUCUUCGGGUGGCAGCCGCAGAGGGAGCAAUUAGGAGGAGUUCGUUUCUCUCUCUCGAUUUUUGGUUGGAAAUGCUCAAUAGAUGUGUUACAUAUUAAAGUUUUUAUCAGCAGAGCAAUUUCGCUUAAAAACCCUAAAAAGAAAUGAAGAUGGUAGUGAAUGCUUGGCGGUGGUGAUACCAAUAGAGUAGGAGUAAGAAAGAAACGAAAGAAAGAGAUGGGUACGGGAAGUCGAGCACGGGGACUGGUAGUGAAGACCCUGCUAUUGAUUGGAGGCGCGGUUUUGCUCAAGCGGCUCACCAAGUCCACCACUCGCUGGGACCAUGCUCGCAUCAUUGGUAACUCCCUCACUGGCCAAAAGUUUUCCAUGGAGCAAGCAUCCAGAGCUCCUGACAAUUACUUCAAUUUCAGAAUGAUGACGUGCCCAGCAGCAGAGAUAGUUGAUGGGUCAAAGGUUUUAUAUUUUGAACAAGCAUUCUGGAGGAUUCCUCAAAAGCCCUUUCGGCAGAGAUUUUACAUGGUCAAGCCUUGUCCUAAAGAGUUGAAAUGUGAUGUUGAGGUAAGUUCAUAUGCCAUUAGAGACGUGGAGGAGUACAAGAACUUCUGUGAUCGCCCAAAGGACCAGCGCCCACUGCCUGAAGAAGUUCUUGGGGACAUUGGGGAGCAUUUAACAACAAUAUAUCUGAAACGCUGUGAGCGUGGAAAACGCUGCUUAUAUGAAGGCUCAACUCCACCUGGCGGGUUUCCUAAUUCAUGGAACGGGGCAACGUACUGUACUUCGGAGCUUGCAAUCUUGAAGAAUAACGAGAUACAUACAUGGGACAGGGGCUAUGAUGAAGAUGGAAAUCAAGUUUGGGGAGCAAAGGAAGGUCCUUACGAGUUCAAGCCUGUACCUGCCUCUAGUUUCAAUGGCAUGUUUUCUUCUCCUUUAGAUUUCCCUCCUCAGCAAUCGAUGGAGAAACGAAUACAGGGUUCAUUUGUUUUGCAAGACUGAUCACUUGUCACAUAUACCCAUUUAUAUGUAAAUCCCUCCGUAUUCUUGAACUUCUAUCAAAUAAUGACUCCUUGUCAGUUGCCA